Drosophila miranda is the source of this 1265-nucleotide messenger RNA. Its product is annotated as thioredoxin domain-containing protein 9. Lineage: Eukaryota; Metazoa; Arthropoda; Insecta; Diptera; Drosophilidae. Gene Ontology annotation, biological process: microtubule cytoskeleton organization. The transcript is spliced from 3 exons. Gene Ontology annotation, cellular component: cytoplasm. The record is from RefSeq and is a predicted model, not a curated record. The coding region runs from base 183 to 833 and encodes 216 amino acids.
CGGGACUGGACGGUGUAUUUUGUAGAUAAAUCUACGGUCACACUGUCACAACACUACGCUAAAAUAAACUUUAAACCAUUAAAAUCAAUGAAAUAGUCGAACUAUCAAUAGACCGAGCUAAACCAGAGGAAAAUCUUCAGCGCAGGUUUGUUUGCUAUCUGGACAGAUAGAAUACACCAGCCAUGGCACACCUAUUGGAAAAUCAAUUGUUCAAUGCGGCCAAGACGAUCGAGCAGCAGCUGGACCAGCAGCUCGACCGCCUGGAUAACCUGGACUCUGACGACCUGAAGGUGUUGCGCGAGCAGCGCCUACGCGAACUGAAAGAGCUGAACAACAAGAAGCAAGAGUGGCUCAGAAAUGGCCACGGCACCUACACGGAGCUGGCUGACGAGAAAGAGUUCUUCGAGGUGUCGAAAAAGUCACCCAACAUCGUGUGCCACUUCUACAGAGACAGCGCCGAGCGGUGCCGCAUCGUGGACAUGCACCUGAAGACCCUGGCCGCUAAGCAUGUGGAGGCCAAAUUCUGCAAGGUGAACGCCGAGAAGUCCCCAUUCCUGACGCAGCGUCUGCGUAUCAAGGUGAUACCCACGAUUGCACUGGUGAAGGACAGCAAGACGAAGGACUUCAUUGUAGGCUUCACCGACCUGGGCAAUUGCGACGAUUUCGCCACGGAGAUGCUCGAGUGGCGCAUCGCCCACUCGGGGGUGAUUGAGUACAAGGGCGAUCUCAUGCAGCCGCCAGAUGUGAAGCGCAAGCCGUACAUGAACCGGGCGCAAAAGACAAUACGUGGCGGCUAUGAUUCCGAUGACUCUGACAUCGAACUGGAUGACUAACAACAGCCACCCAUUCCGUAACCUUAAGCCCAAAAGUCCCAGCCACACACAAAACACACAACAAAACCCACACUCAAAGCUUGGCCUGAAACAAAUCGAAAAAAACAAACAAACACACACACAAAUCAAAAGCUAGCACAUGGAUCUAAACCAAUUAGGCAUACUUUUUAGAGUUAUUUAUUUAAUAUUACGUUUUCGAGCGUAUUCCUGCUGCUGCGACCCUCCUCUCCCCCCUAUCCACUCCGCACAUUCAGUUCGUAUAGCAUUAGUAUUCGGUUGCCUUUUACCCCCGUUUAAACACUCUAGCGAGCUUAAAAGUACCCUAAUCUUAAUUAUAUCUCAUAUGAAACGAUGUUUAUAAAGCCUCAAUUAUUAUGCACGAUUAUGUAAACUCUUUAAUACUGUUUUUUACAAUAAUUUCUAAUAUUUUUA